AUGCUUUUCCGUAAACAAAUCGACGGCGGCCUCACUACUCCCGUAGUCCAACGGGGCCGCCUUGAUCCUCUAUGGGCAGACGUCCUCGGCGAUCUCAAAGUUCUUGUGGACGAAGAGUCUAAAAUGGUCGUGAGGGUACCGAGAACACACGCGUACGCGGGCCAGUACCAAUGUGCCUGCGAAUCCACAGACACCGCCAAAACACUUGUCCUCUCCUCCCCGACGGCGUUUGAGAGCACCGAUUUUCUCACAGAGGCCAUUUUCCAACUCAACUACACAGUUGUGUACGAGGGGAAGGAGGUGUAUCAAGGAAGCGGUGCCAGUGGGGUAAUUGAGCUGGCCACCAGAGGUAUGGGCGGCUUCUUCCACAUGCUGGCUACUGGAGUCACCCUCGCGGACAACCUAAGGACCACGACUGAAUGGAGUGAAGACGGUGAACGAAAGAACUAUGAGACCGUGUACUCGCAGGAGGAAAGAGUGCAGCUUUAUCCCGGCGUCAAAGCCCUUUCCAAUUGGACGGAGUUGGUAAAUCGUGUGGAAACGCAGGCCGUCUAUCCUGAUGCUGAAGACAACGAGACAGUGAUUUAUCGAUGGAGUCUGCCCAGUCAAAUGCCCGGCUCGAAUAUCACCAAUGUGUUCCAUAUUGUUGGCAAGUUGUUUGUGCAACUUAUUAGCACAGGUGUGGGAAGGCAGGAGAAGGCCACAGCAUACUAA
Hydatigera taeniaeformis is the source of this 714-nucleotide messenger RNA. NCBI's taxonomy places the organism in Eukaryota, Metazoa, Platyhelminthes, Cestoda, Cyclophyllidea, Taeniidae. The record is from the annotation of a GenBank genome assembly.